UGCUGGCGUCUCUGAACUGGCUGGGCCGAGCCAGGCAAGAGACUCGCUCGACCAGGAUUUGCAGUGUCUCGGAAAUUCUGGUGAAAGGAAGCAUUGAACCUACUGAGCUUCCUGAAGACACCUGCAAAAAUUAAAGCAUUUUGAUUAUCAUGGAGAAUUACAGUGUACUAAUGGAACUUGGGGAAGGAUCGUUUGGUAGAGUCCUCUUAGUCCAGCAUAAAAGCGCAAGACAGAAAUAUGCAAUGAAAGAAAUAAGACUUCCCAAGUCUGUCUCCAAUAUAGAAAAGUCCUGGAAUGAAUCUAUAAUAUUGGCUAAAAUGAAUCACCCAAAUAUUGUGAUGUAUGCAGACUCUUUUGAAGCUGAUGGACAUCUGCAUAUAGUGAUGGAAUAUUGUGAUGGCGGAGAUCUCCUACAAAAGAUUAAAUUGCAGAAGGGGAAAUUGUUUCCUGAAGAUACAAUACUUAAAUGGUUUGCACAGAUGUGUUUGGGUAUAAAUCAUAUUCAUGAGAAACGUAUAUUGCACAGAGACAUCAAAUCAAAGAAUGUAUUUCUCACACAAAAUGGGAAAAUAAAACUGGGAGACUUUGGAUCUGCAGUUCUUCUUAAAAGCCCCAUGGCAUUUGCUUGUUCAUAUGUAGGAACCCCUUACUAUGUGCCUCCAGAAAUUUGGGAGAAUGUGCCAUACAACAAUAAAAGUGAUAUUUGGUCUCUGGGUUGUGUUUUAUAUGAGCUGUGCACCUUAAAACAUCCAUUUCAAGCUAAGAGUUGGAAACAUCUUAUACUUAAGAUAUGUAAAGGAUACUACAAUCCACUUCCAUCACACUAUAGCUAUGAACUUCACUAUUUGAUAAAGCAGAUGUUCAAGAUGAAUCCCAAGUACCGUCCAUCAGCUAGUACAAUUCUUGCAAGAAAGUGCGUGGCAAAAUGUAUUGGACAAUCUUCAUUACCAGAGGAGGGUGGUACGUAUGCAGGAAGCAAGAAUAGUUGUUCAGAAACAGAAGCCAUCUCCAAGAGCUUCGGGGAAAUGGAACUGAAGAAAACAAGUGUGGAUCAAAAAGAACUUCAUAGAAAAAAGUGGGAAAAAGGAGGAUCCAGUACAGUGAUCAAAAUUUUGGAAAAUGCACCUUUACUUUCUUCCAGUAUUGCAAACAAGGAGGACACAGGUGGCUGUGUGAGAAAAUAUGAUGAAAACAUCGCACGUAAACAAUGGAAUAAGGAGCCUUCACAAACUUUAAUGAAUAUUCUUCAUAAUGCUGAUGUUGCCUUAGCUUUUAAGACAUACACAAUCCACAAAGCAGCCUCAGAUGACCUACUGAGAGGACCACUUACAGGAGAGAACAACGCAACUGAUGAACCAGAUGGUGAAACUUUUAUGGAGGAUACAGAGAGAUUUGAACCUAGAUCAGAUGAAGAAGACACGGAUUUUGAAGCAGAAGACGAUCCAGACUGGAUUUCUGAAUUGCAAAAAAUGAUCAAACCAAUGGAACUGAAGAAAGAAGUACCAAUAAAUAAUCCAGUUUCAGUGCAGAAAUAUUGCUGAACCAUUUCAGAAACUAGCAGCAACAAACCAAUUGACAUGAUGAUUUCAGAUAUAUUUCUUUGAGGAAGCAAAUUUAAUUUGGGUUUAUUUUUUGAUGCAAAAAGGGUAUAGCAAUUACAUUCUUCUUAGAGAUACUAAAAUAAGCACUUUUUACAUAGAAUUUUUAACUCAGUAUAGAAAUAUUCUGUCAAAAUCAGAAAUAUAUCAAAAUCAGAAACAUAUCUUAUUAGAGUACAGACUAGGAAUAGCACAUUCUGAGAUAUAGAGAGCAAGAUAUGACUUUCAUGUUAUCCCUCUCUGUCGUUUCCUAUUCCUAGUCCUUUGGGAGUGGUGGACUUAAAGUGGCCAGGCUUCAGGGAAGAUUGAGUCUGGAUUUCAGAAUAUGGCAAUAUCUAAAUAGAUAUUAGCAUUAAUUACAACUCACCUUUUUAUUUGAUUGUGUGUUUUAUAAUUGUUAAUAAACCUCCUCAUUUCAAUUCUUCCUAAUUUCCAAAGGGAUAUCUUCUGGAACCAUGUCUUUCAUCAGUAUGAUUUCAGGAGCCAUGUCUUUCAUCAAUUUCUGCUUUUUAUUCUUCAGUUAUAUAAACUUAAUUCAUUGAAUGCAGUUAGGGAGCUGGUGCUUGGAGAGCCCUAUUUAUCCUAGAUAGGAAAUCCAAGAAGGAGUUGGCCAGUUGAUUCUUGGCAGGAUAGAUGUUGGCAGCAUAAUCACCAAACAAACAACCCUGCCAUUACAAUGGUGUCCUAUCAGAAUUUUUGCAAAAGAAUCUAGUUAUCCCUCCAAGGACUGCUUAUUUGUUUAUUUCAAACAUUUAUAUAGCUUCUCAUCUUGUACUAA
Molecule: messenger RNA, 2376 nt
Organism: Protobothrops mucrosquamatus (brown spotted pit viper)
Lineage: Eukaryota; Metazoa; Chordata; Lepidosauria; Squamata; Viperidae
Gene: NEK3
Product: NIMA related kinase 3
Exons: 14
Coding region: 150-1541 (463 amino acids)
Biological process (GO): protein phosphorylation
Molecular function (GO): protein kinase activity; ATP binding
Source: RefSeq, a predicted model, not a curated record